Molecule: messenger RNA, 2793 nt
Organism: Penicillium chermesinum
Lineage: Eukaryota; Fungi; Ascomycota; Eurotiomycetes; Eurotiales; Aspergillaceae
Product: mediator of RNA polymerase II transcription subunit 16
Exons: 8
Coding region: 1-2793 (930 amino acids)
Biological process (GO): positive regulation of DNA-templated transcription
Cellular component (GO): mediator complex
Source: RefSeq, a predicted model, not a curated record
AUGAUCAUGGACCAAGGUUUAAGCGUUGAUGAUCUUUUCGGGGAGUCGAGUUCGCUCGGACUCGGUUUGCCCACCACACUACGCCCAACGAAGGGAUUAGCGCAAUCGCUUGAUGAGAUGCGCCUGUCAGGUUGCUGCCAGAAAAUUGCCUGGUCCCGCCUGGGGUGCAUCGCCUACAUCUCGCCCGAUGGGCUGCGUGUCAGUGUACGCCAUCUCCGGAGCAAUGCAUCGGAUGGAAAGUGGGAGCUGAGUGAAGAAACUCCCCUACCAAUCGUUUCAGAAACCCACCUCGGUAAUCAGCUUGUUCAUUUGUCAUGGAAUGAAGUCGGCUCCGAGGUUGCCAUUGUUGAUUGUAUGGGACGGCUUUCAAUUUUUUCCAUCUCCAUCGCUUUAAACAGCAUUACUGGUACUCGUACCGCUUCAGUUGAUGCUGGAGAUGAUAGUAACCAAAUAGUGGGCUUGAUGUGGCUGAGCACCCAGCGCAUGGUCCAUGCUUUCCAUCAAGCAGCCAAAGCCCUUUUCACCCAGCCAACAAGAAUGCCCUGGUUACUGUGUCUUCGGGCAGGCCAAAUCCGGCUCAUAUACCAAAAUCCAGACAACAAAUGGGCCGAGCUACCUGCAGAGCUUAAAAACACAGGAUACUCAGACAGAUUGCUCACCCAUGCGUCUAUGGUGCCGACUUCAGCUGGAAUUCUUCUUGCUACGUACUCCGUGUGCCAGAAAAUGUGCCUCUAUCGAGUAUCAAUUAGCUGGAACCCACAACAAUGGGAUGCGGCGGCUGCAAAGAAGGGAGCCUCUUUUCCAAUACCCUCUUUCCAUUUCAGGCAUUGCAAUAUCGACAUUCCUGCCACCAUCUCAACCACCCCACGGGGUAUGGAGGAACAUUCAGACCAGCAGUUGCCAUUCCAAAACUUAGCGUAUUCUUUAUCGCGACUCGAAGUUAUGCCCGGUCAAAUUGACAGCCCCACUGGUUCAACAUCCAGCCCUUGGGUCCUCGCAGUCUUCUCAAAGCCUCUUCAUGCAACCCCCGAAUAUCCCGAUCAGCAGGGUCCAUCGAGUGUCAUUGUGCGGUGGCAGUUAGAGACUUCACCCCAAGCCCUCCACCCCAAAUUCGAUGAGUUAUCGUCAAAGAAAAGCAAUGCUCAGCCCAAAUCAAAAAUAGGCCUCCGGCGACUGGAUGAUAUCUAUUGCGAUAAGUAUAUCAUUUCCGUGGACGCAGUGGAACAUGGGAAUGCUUUGGCUAUUACAUUUGAGGACAGUUCGAUCACGUUCUACGAUAUUCGGACAAUGGCCAUCUUCAAUGGAUUAGAUGAUCCCAGUACAGUGACCUGUCUGGCACAGGCCGGGUUUCAUUAUCCCAUGGAUAGUCCUGGUCUUUCCAUUACCUUUUCCCCCAAUGCAUGCGCUUCGGUCUUCCUGGACUCAGAGGGCCAGCCACGUCUGAGAUUGAUGGAGCACACCUUUGGGUCAACUGGAGAAGUCUUUGACGAAUCCAAAUUCUCCGCGGCCAUCGCAGCACUUACACUCACUUUCAGUCGUGCCUGUGGAGCUGAUGUCAAUACUGAUGACAUUUUGACAGUUGCUCUAAGGCAACUUACACCUGAGGCUGCUUCAACCUUCGUUGGUGAGGUGUAUCGCGCGUUGCCCGUCAACUGUAACUUCACAGUAGAACAAGAAAAGUUGAUGAGCCAUCCUUACAUUCCUCGCUGUCUAAGCUUGCAAGCGGCCCUGGGCUUUCAGGGACGUGUCAAGCCUCGCACCUUGUCAUCUGCUGUGACAUGGGCAACCAUUCAGCUCCGCCAUGCGGCGGUGUUGAUUGCGUUCUUCUUUCAGCAUGGAAAGGCAGGACAAGGCGAGGCACUCGAUCCUGAAAUUCUACGAGUGAUACUUGGAAACACUAAAUGGGCCCUGUCAUUCGCCAGCUACCUCUUAAGCGAGGUGUUUGAUCUAGCUGAUGAAUUCGACGGUCUGUUCACCGACCAGGAAGCUUUCACACAAAAGCUGAAAACCACCAACUCUCUCCCUCUGAUCAUCCUCCUCUCAAGCAUGUCUCGAGCCUUCAUCCGUUUCACCUGCCGUGGUCUCCGUGGCGUCCAGGCAGGCUUCUCCAAUAUCAACCCAGCGUCGCUUCCCAAUGAAGCACGUAUAUAUUACACCGAGAUUUGCCAAGUUCUCGCAUCUUCCCCCGUCCGAGUAGACAUCUACGAGAAAUUCAUCGCCGGCGUAGACUCCGCUGUGAAACACGCCUACCAAGGCUCCGGUUUCGGUGACAACGAACGCCCAGCUCCAGAAAAGGAACUCCUUGUCAAUGCGCGCAUCCCGCCUGUCCUCGUCACAGCCGUCGCAACCCUGCUGAAGUCGACCGUGCCCUCGAUAAAGGCCGAGAUCAAUCGCAAAGAAAUCGUUCUCGGCGACUACAGCUGGCUGGGUUUCGGCAGUGACGUUCGCACUCUUACCUUCCGCCGCACUCGAGACGUCGAUAUGCUCAAGAAGGCCGUGCUCAGGCCACGUGCAUCGGUUUCUGGAAACAAUGCCGCUGUGCAGCCGCAGAAAAGGCGCCGGUGUGUACGCUGCUGUGAAGUUUCGGGAGAUACUACGUUGCCGCGCUCUUUGCCGUACUUCAGAAUGGCCGCGAAGCUCAAUCUUCUGCGCUCUUGCCCUUGUGGAGGGAUGUGGAUGAUUGAGCCGGAGGAUGCCACUGCGCAGAGUGCUGGACAUGGCUCGCAUCAGCAUCAACAGCGCCAGCGGCAGUCUUCGGCUGUUAGGACACCGGCGCCUGUAGCUGUUGCAUAG